Messenger RNA from Serpula lacrymans var. lacrymans S7.9, 1159 nucleotides. RefSeq lists its product as uncharacterized. The record is from RefSeq and is a predicted model, not a curated record. Bases 105 to 872 code for a protein of 255 amino acids. The transcript has 17 exons. NCBI's taxonomy places the organism in Eukaryota, Fungi, Basidiomycota, Agaricomycetes, Boletales, Serpulaceae.
UGUAUCCUUAUCAUCAACACAUUGAAUUGGAUAUUUUUAGCCAGGUUGUUUUUUCCCCACUUCACUCAAAAUCACUACAAUCCAUUGAUUCUUACACUCCUGCCAUGCCUACUAAGACCCAAGAUAGGGAAUAUAGUGCAGAGAUUGCCACAACAUGCGUCAUACAGGCACUAGCACAGUUGUUCUUCGCUCUCCAAAUCCACAUAGUCAACCGGAAGAGUUGGAUAGUGGCUUUGAUCAUUGUCUUUUUUGCACUGUGUGGUUUAGGUUUAGGGAUGGCUAAUGCUUGCCUCUUAACGCAACACUCAUCUCUCGCGUAUACCAACACAAGGACGUUUCGUAUCCUGGGUGAUAUUUGUCUCACUGUGUCGACAGUUUGUGAUUUCAUCGCUUCAGCCGCAAUGUGGUGUUUUCUCAAUCCCAAGGAGAUAAUAUCAAGGAAGACAAGGGGCAUCCUGAAAUCAAUACAAUUCUUGGUACUCAAUCGUGGGAUACUCCUCGUGGCUGUGCAAGGCUCAUGUCUGGUCUUGUGGUUUGUUGAACAAACCUACUGGUAUUGGUUGCCUUUUUAUUUUAUCCUCCCCAGCUUAUAUGUUAACCUUACGCUGGCCUUACUGAUCGAACGUGCAAAUAUCCGAGCGAAAGAGAAUGUUACCAAUGCAUCUUUUCAGCUUACAGGAGGCUCUCGACGAUCUUUAGAGUUCAAUGUUGCUAAUUCUUCACGGCCCCAGAUGGCGACCUUUUCGUAUGAAGUGGCCUUAAGUUCAGCAAAUAAUACGGUGGAGACUAAUGAUAGUCACUUGAAUAAGCUUAAAUUGAGCACAGAGAGGCUCGAAGAGGGCUGCAGCGGAGGUGACGCAUAUAACGCAUAGCGAACGGUUGUUGAAUGUGGAAAUGGGCAUGGGGUGGCAGCUCUUGCUUCAGGGCCUACAUCGCCUUAGCCAGGCGUUCGAGGUUUUGGCGCGCCCGUGUUGUCAUGCAGUGGGACUCGGUGUCUUAUAACUUACCGGGGUACCAACCCACGCAAUCGAGAUCAGCGAUCAGCUGGUCAUCGUGAUACCACAGUACACCAUCUCCACAGUCACCUCGGUCGUCCACCUCUUCAUCUACCGGAGAAUGACAACUCAAACACUCAUGCUUGCACGGCUGGCGCCCUCUU